CAGCGGUGUCUUAGUGAUAAGGCCCCUUUUUACCUUUUGGGUACGGAAUCCUAAAAAAAGCACUCGUAGACACAUAUAUGCGUGUGAUAUUCCAAUUCAGAAUAGUUACUAAUACUACUGUGCUACUCACGGGUGCUACUGCUGUACUUACAACCAAUCUUGAUCAUUGAGACAUUAGUAGGGACUGUUCAUAAAUCUGUGAAAUUAAGAAUAGUACAUAGUUAAACUAUCUUUCACCUUUUUUUGUAUAUAUACAUUGGCUGUAUGAUUUUCUAGAACCAAGAUUCUAGUAAAAAUAAUAUGUCAAUGUUAUUGUCAAAUGUCAUUUCAUGCAUGUUAAAAAUGUAAACAAACAAAACUCUAACCUCAACAACGAGACUUGCUUGUUUGAAUAUUAAAUUAAAAUUAUAACAAACCCAGUGUAUAUAGUUUCAAUAGUUUAAUUAAUUUGCUACUGUGUUUCACUUUAACAUUCAAUUUAAUAUGUUUAACAGAUCUUCAGUGUUACUAAACCUAUUGAACAGAAAACAUCGUCUAGUGACAUUUUCGAAGUGUAUGUACAAUCAGAAAUUAGAAAGCAAGUAUACAGAUGCUGAAAAGGAGAAGAUUUUGAAGGUUAUAAAUGAUUCUGAUGCAGUAGAAUUGUCACGUUAUGAGUUAACAAAGGCGAGACUAAAAAAAAUAACACAAUGGAAGAGCAGCAAUGGCAUUCUCAAAAGUUUAUGUGACAUGGAAGUAGUGGAAGGCUUCUCAGAAAGAACGGCAAAGAAACUCUUUGACAGCAUCUUGGUGGGUCCACAGGAACCUAAUGAGAUCACUAGCAAGAUAAAAGGGCAGUUUCUUCAUCCAACGUUGAGUGAAAUUGUGCGACAGAAAUGCGAGUCAGUUCUCACAGUGUACGUGUCAGUAAAUUCAAUCUGUUGGUGUCUCAUUUGCAAAAAUGGCUAUGAAGUUGUUGAUUGGAAGUACAAUACCAUAAAUUAUCCGGAUGGGAAGAAGAUGCAGAUUACAGAUAUUUUAAAUAUUUCUUGGACGAUACUCCAGCAAUUGCCGUUAGCUGACAUCUACGUGAUGCAAGCGGAGGCGACAACCCUGAGGGCGGCGGGUAGUGACCCCAACAACCCUAAACUCUUAACUGUGAACCUGCAGAAAGCUCAAAUGGUGUCGAUGAUCGUAGCCCUCAUCAAUGCUAGGAGCAAUAUUGUACUAGACGAUGAAGAUGAGACAACUCAAACAAGUAUAUUUAAGAAUGAAUUGAAGCAAAAAGUAUACUUUUUAAGGCCGACAUUACCCUAUAGACUAUACGGAACUCUAGUCGGCAAUGAAAAGGUAUCAACCGACCAAACGGUGGAAAUGUUACUACAAGAUAUAAACAAUAAAUGUGAAAACAACUCUCACGUAUAUAUGUCAGAUAACCUCAAAAAUAUGUUCCGAUCUCAAAAGGAUCUACAAAAAGAUAUGCUGGGACACUGUUUGCUGCUCAGUCUAACUUUUAUGGAUUUGUGUAUUUAUAAAAAUGAAAAUAGUGUUAGGAAGUUGUUAAAGAAAAAUGGAAGUAAGUGAUCAGUCAAUUGUUAUUAAUAAAUCAUUUUUCAGAUGA
Messenger RNA from Plodia interpunctella (Indianmeal moth), 1600 nucleotides. RefSeq lists its product as uncharacterized. Gene Ontology annotation, cellular component: mitochondrial nucleoid. Lineage: Eukaryota; Metazoa; Arthropoda; Insecta; Lepidoptera; Pyralidae. The transcript is spliced from 7 exons. The record is from RefSeq and is a predicted model, not a curated record. Gene Ontology annotation, molecular function: DNA polymerase processivity factor activity. Bases 484 to 1563 code for a protein of 359 amino acids. Gene Ontology annotation, biological process: transcription elongation by mitochondrial RNA polymerase; mitochondrial transcription.